AUGCUCCUGCAGGAGCGGGUCUUGCCGCAGCUGGAGGCGCAGCAGCGCCAGCUGGCGGACCUCGCCGCCAGCAGCCAAUGGGCCGCCGGAGUGCUCGUGGAGCUCGCUGCGUCGCGGGGCCCCUCGUCGCAGGCCGGCGGCGCCGCGGCCGAGGGCGCCGGCGCCGGCGAGGGCAAGGCGGCGUGGGCGGAGACUCUCGUGGCCAUCCAGGAGACCACGCGGAGCGUGUGCACGGAGGUCCGGUGCCUGCGGGGGGACGCGGGCACCCCCGCCACGCUGAGCAGCGUCCAGGCCCACUGCUGCCACAUCCUGGACAGCGCGGGCCGCGUGGAGGCCGCCACUGGCAGGCUCGAGGCCAGCGGCGGCGUCCUGCGGGAGCAGCUGGAGGACGCCCUGUCGAGGCUCCGGCGGAUCGACGGCCGCCUGGGCCAGCUGACCAGCCCAGACGCGUCCGCGGCGGCCGUCGCCGCGGGGGCGGCCGCCAGCGUCGCGGGGGCCAACCUCUCCGAGCGCGUGGGCGACGUCGUCCUGCGGCUGCGCCGGCUCGACGCAGAGCAGCGGCAGGUCCGGCAGGCGGUGGAGGAGCUGGGGAGGCACUUCGUCUUCAUGUUCGGCCCCAGGCCCCAGGACUCCCUGCACAGAGAAGGCCCAGCGCUGACGCCCCUCAAGCCGACAAGACGGAGCAGACCGGCCAGCGCUGCCGCGGCUGGGCCGCGCGCGCUCGGCAGAUGA
Messenger RNA from Prorocentrum cordatum, 732 nucleotides. The record is from the annotation of a GenBank genome assembly. NCBI's taxonomy places the organism in Eukaryota, Dinophyceae, Prorocentrales, Prorocentraceae.